AUGAGUGUGGGUAUUGAUAAUAGUAAUGGUUUGAGUACUGAUAAUGAUGAUGGUGGUGGUGGUGUUGGUAAUGAUGUCUCUACUCAUGCGAUUAAAAGAAGAUCGGCCGAGAUUGUGGCAAACGUCGGUGGUCGAGUGGUGCUGGAGUGCGAGCUGAGUGUCCACGAAGAAGGAUACAUGAUCAAAUGGUCGAAGCUAGGCAUUCAGGUUCCCAUCAUCAUUGUAGUCAGCGUCACGAGUAGCCCGCCACACAUUGACAACGGCUUCUUCAGAAGAAUCAGAAUUGUGAAUGAGGCCAAUUUGGAGAUAAUACAAAUUAGAGAAGAGGACGAAGGUUAUGAUAACGAUGGUGGCUUGAUGAUGGAAAUAAUGAUGAUGUUCAUGUGGUGA
Helobdella robusta is the source of this 390-nucleotide messenger RNA. RefSeq lists its product as hypothetical. Bases 1 to 390 code for a protein of 129 amino acids. The transcript is spliced from 2 exons. NCBI's taxonomy places the organism in Eukaryota, Metazoa, Annelida, Clitellata, Rhynchobdellida, Glossiphoniidae. The record is from RefSeq and is a predicted model, not a curated record.